Abrus precatorius (Indian licorice) is the source of this 731-nucleotide messenger RNA. Its product is annotated as 40S ribosomal protein S24-1-like. The transcript has 5 exons. The record is from RefSeq and is a predicted model, not a curated record. Gene Ontology annotation, biological process: translation. Gene Ontology annotation, molecular function: structural constituent of ribosome. Lineage: Eukaryota; Viridiplantae; Streptophyta; Magnoliopsida; Fabales; Fabaceae. The coding region runs from base 80 to 493 and encodes 137 amino acids. Gene Ontology annotation, cellular component: ribosome.
UGAAGCCAUCUCCUCCACUGUGGUGUAGUACUGAGGUGCAGUGCCGUUGUCUAUUGCUCCAUUGCCGGCACUGAACAACAUGGCGGACAAGGCAGUCACCAUCCGAACCAGAAAGUUUAUGACAAACAGGCUUCUUUCUCGAAAACAAUUCAUCGUAGAUGUCCUUCAUCCAGGGAGGGCCAAUGUUUCCAAGGCUGAACUGAAGGAGAAAUUGGCAAGAAUGUACGAGGUUAAGGAUCAGAAUACUGUAUUUGUCUUCAAGUUUCGAACUCAUUUUGGAGGAGGAAAGUCCACUGGGUUUGGGUUGAUUUAUGAUUCAGUUGACAAUGCAAAGAAGUAUGAGCCCAAGUACAGGCUGAUUAGGAAUGGACUUGAUACCAAGGUAGAGAAAUCCAGGAAGCAGAUGAAGGAGAGAAAGAAUCGAGCCAAGAAGAUUCGUGGUGUGAAGAAGACCAAGGCUUCCGAUGCUGCCAAGGCUGGAAAGAAGAAAUGAGUUUUCAGACUUCCUGUCCUGGUGUUAAGGUUCUUUUGCUAUUGGUAUUUUCUAAAUGGUUAUUUUUGUUUUAUGAUAGCUUCCUAGAAUGAGACGUUUUGCUGUUGAGUGUUUAUGCUACUUAAAUUGAUGUUCAGUUAGCUUCAGAUUGAGAACGGGCAGUUAUCAAUUUUGAGAAUUCAGUUGAACACUUCCCUCUGCUUUCAAAUAUUUAGUAGACUGUGAUUAUGAAUUCCUU